AUGAUAUUUUUACAGGUGAAAAGUGCCAUAAAAGAGCGUUGGAAAGGCAAUAAUGUGCGGGUGUCGGUGUUCGGCAGUCUACGAACUCGACUGUUCUUACCGACGUCAGAUAUCGACGUAUUGGUCGAGUGUGAUGAGUGGAAGGACUCGAGUGUUAUGGCUCGUUGUAUGCAGGAAACGGCGAACCAUUUGGAAGAAGUCGGUUUGGCGAAGUCAGUAGCGGUGUUCUCGGACGCGUUUGUGCCGAUUGUGAAAAUGGUGGAAAAAGACACACUGGUGAACGUUGACAUUUCGUUCAACACUGCACAAGGUGUGAAGGCCGCUGAUUACAUAGAAAAGGUGAAGGAAGAGUUUCCUGUGGUGGAGCCGUUAAUACUAGUACUGAAGCAGUUCUUAAUUUUACGGCGACUGAACACCACCUACACAGGAGGCUUGUCAUCGUACGGUCUAAUCCUAAUGCUGAUCAAUUUUCUUCAUGUGAGUCUUGAGUUUUUAGCGGUUUUUUGUCAGUGUGCUUUUUUUUAUGAAUUUCCGGAUCUCACCCUUCUUUCUUGCUUCGAUUCGGGAGACUUUUUAUGCCGUUUCGUUACAGCUUGGAAUGUUACACAGUUG
Messenger RNA from Ostertagia ostertagi, 612 nucleotides. NCBI's taxonomy places the organism in Eukaryota, Metazoa, Nematoda, Chromadorea, Rhabditida, Trichostrongylidae. The record is from the annotation of a GenBank genome assembly.